Dalotia coriaria is the source of this 4634-nucleotide messenger RNA. RefSeq names its product junctophilin (gene jp). NCBI's taxonomy places the organism in Eukaryota, Metazoa, Arthropoda, Insecta, Coleoptera, Staphylinidae. The record is from RefSeq and is a predicted model, not a curated record. The coding region runs from base 389 to 3118 and encodes 909 amino acids. The transcript has 7 exons. Gene Ontology annotation, cellular component: plasma membrane; endoplasmic reticulum membrane; junctional membrane complex.
CGCCCGGGCAAUAGAUAUUAGUGCCGCGCCGACUUCCGCACGACCGAUCGAAAUGGCGAGCUGAUAUUUAUUUAUAUCAGUGUGCAGUGAGUACCCCAAAGCGCAAAAGUUACGAAUCGUGGUGCGGUAAUAAUUCCGCGAUAAGCGACAAUGGCACCGCUAUUGCUAAUUAGUGCCAAACACAGUGCCUGUGGAUACUUUUGCGGCCGAAAUAAAAUUCACGAUUGAAACUAAAAAAAAAAGGAAAAGAAACGAAACGAAACAAAUUACACGCACACACACAUACCACACACACACACACAAAUACAUAGACAUAACGUAAAAAUUUCGGAAAGCUGAGGCGGCGGUUUGCUUUUUUCCGUCGGUUUCUCGCAGCAGUAUCGCCAGGAUGCAACACACGACCGACGACGGCGGCAACCCGGCGGCGACCGGUGCCACGGGCACCGCCACCACCACCAAGAGCCACGUGAACGGCGGCCGCUUUGACUUCGACGACGGUGGCACUUACUGCGGCGGAUGGGAGGAGGGUAAAGCGCAUGGACACGGCGUCUGUACUGGACCCAAGGGUCAGGGGGCUUAUUCGGGGUCCUGGCAUUAUGGUUUUGAAGUUUCCGGUGUUUAUACAUGGCCCAGCGGGAGUACAUUCGAGGGACAAUGGCAGAAUGGUAAACGACACGGGUUGGGUGUGGAGUCUCGUGGGCGAUGGAUUUAUCGCGGCGAGUGGACGCAGGGUUUCAAGGGACGUUACGGUGUGCGACAAUCCAACACCUCAACCGCCAAGUAUGAGGGCACAUGGGCGAAUGGUCUACAAGAUGGCUACGGCUCGGAAACGUACGCUGAUGAUGGUACAUAUCAAGGACAAUGGCUGAGAGGAAUGCGACAUGGUUACGGCGUGCGGAAUAGUGCGCCCUUCGGCAAGGCGUCCAAGUACCGCACCGCCAACAAGGCGCUGCGGGCGUCCAUGACGUCGCUGCGCAGCAACGAGGCGAGCGGUGCCGCCCCCGACGUGACGACGAAGCGCGACCAGCGUGUGGAUGACUCGCGGGGCGGCUUCGUGCUCAAGAUGAACUCCAACGAGCAACCCAGGCGGCGCUCGAUAGGUGCCGCAAAUAUAAAACGAACUAUUUUUUCAGGUAUGAGGAGAAAACAGAAAAGUAUGGGUGAGUUGGAGAAGCGUGGUGUUUCCGGAAGUAUGCGUUCCACGGCGUCUUCGCAAUCAUGGCAGAGUACUGAGUCGGCGCAGUCUGCCAUGACUAAUGCGUCACUGCCGUCUGAUUCCAAUGCCAGUUUUGUUGUUGAGGAUGAACAUAUGGACGCUGGAGUGACGGAAACGUACAUGGGCGAAUGGAAAAACGAUAAACGUACAGGUUUCGGUGUCAGCGAACGUUCCGACGGUUUAAAAUACGAGGGAGAAUGGUAUAAUAACAAAAAGUACGGUUAUGGUGUGACGACAUUUAGUAAUGGCGAGAAAGAAGAGGGCAAGUACAAGAAUAAUGUCCUCAUCACUAACCCCAAGAAAAGACAUCUGUUUCUGAUGCGUUCCGCGAAAUUCCGCGAGCGUUUGGACGGUGCCGUUAGUUCAGCGCAACGAUCAUCGAAAAUCGCCAUGCAAAAGGCGGAUAUCGCCAUUUCUAGAACGGCUACCGCACGUGGUAAAGCCGAACAAGCGGAUAUACUCUCUGCGCAUGCGCAUGAAGACUCCGAUGUUGCGCUAGUAGUAGCCAAACAAUACGCGCCUGAUUUUAAACAACCCGGGCUGGAUCGCCUGAAAGCCAAACGCGAAAAAUACGCGGAUUUCAACAAUCAGAAAGAUUCGAUAUCGCACAACCCCGGAUCGGGAGGCGGCGGUGGUGCGCAUAUUACACAAAACAGCAUCCCGGUUACAACCAAUCCAACGCUACGGGUAUCAGUACCCAAGUUGAAUUCAUCAACGAUGAAUCUAGCGGGUCAUCAACAGCAAACGCAGGCGCAGGUGCAGAGACAUAUGCAAUUACAACACGCACCUACACCACAUUCGUCCCCACAGAAAACAACGCCGCAACACAAUCAAAUCGACACGAAUCCAUCCAAAACCAUGCACAACAACCCUAAUUACCUAUCACCGACCAGUAAUAAACAGCCUACCGACCACGCCGAUCAAAUCAACGCCGAACAUAUCCAGGAGCACCUACAGAAGCAGUUGGAACAGUUGAAGAAUCAAAAUAGAGGUGGUGAACCACAGGCUCCAGCAAGGAGAGGUUCAGCGCUGAGUCGAGGUAGACCCGAUCGACCUUACUUAGGUUCUACUUCGCAGCAGUCCUCGAUAGACCACUUUGAUCACUACAAGAGACCACCUAGUAGAGACUCCAGUGUAGAUCGGUAUUCACGAGCGACGGGUCGCGCGGGUGGUAACAUUGGACAACCUCCUUUGGGUUCCCGUCAACCUUCGCUGGAUCGCGCCGCUAGACAAUCCAUGACUCCCGAUAGGCAGGUUAGGGCACCAUCGCAAGCAAGGGGGACUACUCCAGCUCCAAUGCGUGGUACUACACCUGCGCCGGUUAGAGGAACAACUCCUGCUCCUCAGAUGAGAGGAACUACGCCAGCGCCCACGCCACCGCCUGCGGCGCGUAAUGGUUCAAUCGUAAGCGGCAAUGCUAAGACACUCACGGGCAACGGCAAUGGUGUGGCGGUGGGCGCCAGCAAUCAGCCGCCCUUCGAGGAGAUCCUGCUGACGAAGCGCAGCCUCGGCCAAGACAUCAUUCCAUCGCCCAAUCAGCCCAAGCGCACCGAGAGUCUGUACAACGCCGGCGGCGGCGCACCUGGUGCGCCCGCACCAGCGCCUGCUCUCAAGAAUAUAAUCCCGCCAACGACGCUGUCGAGGAAGAAGUCGCUGCCGGAAUUCCAGGAACUGCCCAAGGCCACCUCGGAGAUGUCCAGGGAGGAGGUGUCUGCGCUGGGAUCGGCGCGUCGCGAAGAAGUACGAAGGCAAGCCGAUGAGAAGGACCGACUGCGUGCCAAUCCCCUGCUGUAUUUAAUCAGUCCACAAAUGAAGGACUGGUUCUCGCGCCAACAGCUUGUAAUCGUCAUCCUCUUCGUGAAUAUAUCGCUGGCCAUCAUGUUCUUCAAACUGCUGACAUAGCAGUUUGUGAGCGCGGUCUACUCGAGAGCCAUCGUCGAGAUGCCAUGAAAUUUAUUAGAAACCAAAAGGAAACACGAGGAAUGAUUGAAAUGAAUACUGAAGAACUCUGAUGAGAUAGAUUUUUACCACGGAAACAAAACGACGCAGCCAUUGUUUGUGUGCGUGGGUCUUUUUGCAAACUCUUGUAUGUACUUUGUAAUUUUUGAAAUUAACGCCAGGAAAAAUACCUAAACCGAUGACAAUGAAAACCAAAUGAAGAUACAAACAAACAAAAACACAACCAACAAACGACUAGGACCCAAAACGCCUACGUUUAGAGAAUAUUAGGAGGAAUGUAAAUUAGACAAUUACGAAAUAUGUAUAGGAUAUAUUUUUACACAGGCAUCCGCAAGCGGAAGUCUUUUUACACGUCGAACAAAUAACAAAUUAUUAAAAGUAACACGCGCCAUGUUGUCAAUAUGGCGCGCAGCUAAAUGAAAAGCCAAGCUUUUUACACGAUCGGGGCGUUUCGUUGCAUGAAACGCGUACGAAUCGAAGUUGAUGAGCGUUUAGCGUUUAGAAAACUUAAAAAAAAGAAUUUAGACAUUUACAAAACUCUUCUCUUUGAAAAUUCUUGUUACAAACGCAAUUGCAAACGGAGGGAAACAAACAAAUGACUUUUGAGUACGAAUAUUAAUCUAUUCAUAUUCAUUAUUAAUGAGAUGAGAAGUGAUGAUGAUGAUGAUAAAGAUGAUGGUGCAGUGUUUUAGGGAACACUUUAUUUUGCUGUUGGAGUUUUCAGAUUUUAAUAUGAACUAUCCAAGUUCGGCGUGCGUUCUUUCGAUGGUUUAUCCAUAAUAGAAUCAUUGAUCAUUAAAAUAACUAGUUAAUUGCGCUCAUUUCGCGUGAUAUCCGUCGAAAGAGCGCGCGCCGAAUUGUUUAUUAUUCAAAUAUGUAUUUAUGAAACCUGUUGUAUAACUCGUUAUUUAAAAUUUUCAUGAUUUAUCUAAACUUUAAACGUUGUACAAGUCUAAGCAGAAUUUAAAGUUUACACAGUGCGUCUAAAAUUGUGGCAGAAAUUAGCAGAAAAAAGUUAAUUUUUUCACUUUUUGAUUUAAAAAUUUCAACUGUACAUAUUCAUAACGUAAUCUAAUUCGCUUUAUUUGUCUUUUCUUCUUGGUUUGCGUUCAGACUUAUGAGAAUCAUGUUGUUUUUACGUUCAGAUUAAAAUUUGUUUUGUUUUUUAGUUUAUGUUGCUGUUAUAGUUGUAAAGCUAGGACUCGAUGAUAAAAAAAAAGGAGAAUGUGCGAAGAAGUACUAUUUUGCGUGCCUUGUCAAAUUGUUAACAAAGUAAGUGAUUCGUCGUCAGUCAUGUAAACAAAAAAGAUGAUAAAAGAAAACGAACUUUUCAAAAAAAACGAAAUUCUGAAGGGGAAAUAAUUUGAAAACAUAAACGACAUUGUAUUAAUGCGCAUAUGAUAAUAUGAUGAAUAUGAUAUAUGAUGAAACUGGUGCAGAAAUAAAUUGUAAACGAGCA